AAUAAAGCCAGACUGAAAGACCCGAGUCCUACGAUGUAGCCAAGUUUGUAGGAAAUUGGCUGGUAUACAAAGCCAAAGACAGACAAUGCAGUGAUGCACAGACAAAACAACCCUCAAAUGACUCUUAACUUUCCUAAAAAACAUUACUUUGUUUGAAUCCCAAAAUCCAUCCGAAACAGAAUGCCAUUCUCUAUCUUCUCUUUCUAUCUCCUUCCCUUCAUUGAAAAAUCAAGUUUUUGUCUCCCCUUGACCUCCCUUCUGUGGACAUUCUUACACCACCACCACCACCACCACCACCACCACAAUGCCAUCCUCUCGAACCCCAUAAAAGGUUGAUGAGGAUGAUGUUUAUUGGAAACGAAAGAAGAGUAGUGAAGAGUUGGAAUGGUCACAUAAUUCCACUCGCGUUAUUUCGCAGUUAACUCAAUGUUUUGCUAAUGCUAUGGUUGGACCACGUUCAUGGAUAGCAGGGCUCUUUACUCGCUCACCAUAUAAACGUAACGACAAAGUUCUUGACUUCUGCUUGACUCCUCAUUUGGAACAAAGACUACAAAAGCUUCAAGAACGAAUGAGAACACCUUUUGACGAGACACGCCCUGAUCAUCAAGAAGCUCUCAGAUCAUUGUGGAAUGCAGCUUUUCCAGAUAUUCCUCUGAAAGGCUUGAUCUCUGAGCAGUGGAAAGACAUGGGGUGGCAAGGUGCUAAUCCAUCAACUGACUUCAGGGGCUGUGGUUUCAUUUCUCUUGAGAACUUGCUGUUUUUUUCAAGGACUUAUCCGGCAUCUUUUCAUAGGUUAUUGUUCAAGCAGGGUGGGCAGCGAGCUACUUGGGAAUACCCAUUUGCUGUUGCUGGCAUUAAUGUUUCUUUUAUGUUGAUCCAGAUGUUGGAUUUACGGUCAGAAAAACCAAGAUGUCUUCCAGGAGUCACUUUUGUUAAAUUACUAGGAGAAGAUGAAUCUGCCUUUGAUGUACUAUUCUGUAUAGCUUUCGAAAUGAUGGAUGCUCAGUGGCUUGCUAUGCGUGCUUCUUACAUGGAGUUCAAUGUAUACCCUCUAUCUCAGCAAAGAGGUUUUACAAGUAACAAGGACACAAUUGGAGAGGGAACUAUCUUUGGAAGAUGUUCAUCGAAUAAAAGAUUUACCAGCAUACAACCUUUUGUAUCAAUAGCAAUUUAUAGUGAGGUCCUCUUAAAAUGCCCCAAAGUACUUGCUAGGUCCAGUAGAACAUUUCGGAGAACCCAAAGGUUUAGAUAUAAAUUCACGUGUCGAACUGCUGAACUGUAGAAACCAUUUUUGAAGAUGUUAUAGCUAUGCUUAAUGCUAUACAAUGAGCUUCUCACAAGUUAAUGGUGCUGAGGCUGAGUCUGAUAGUGAACCCUGUAACCAUCUGAUGAACUGCUGUUCGCGGCUAAAAUUAACUAGUGUCAACGUAGGUGGACUGCUUCUAAUUCCUAACAUACACGGUUCUUUUAUGUUUAUUAAUAUUUAUGGCCUCCAGCAGUCGACUGAUGACAAGCAAUGUCGUAUCCAGGACAGAGGGGGUUUUCCCUGUGUCCAACAGUAUUCCUGUUUCCGAUGGUUUCCACUUUUGAGUCAGAGAGGAAAGAGGUUUGAGAGGAUUAGGAUGGCACAUUGUAUAGACGAUGGAGACAUCAGACAUGCAUGCAGUUACCUGCAUACGCAAACUUGAUUUGAAGAAUGUAUGAACUUAUUGUAAUUUGCAACUUUUUAAAAUCAAAUUCCCAUGAUGAUGUGCUAUUUUUCUGGUGGCAGCUCAAUUCUGAAA
This is a messenger RNA of Populus trichocarpa (black cottonwood), 1784 nucleotides long. RefSeq lists its product as uncharacterized. The transcript is spliced from 10 exons. NCBI's taxonomy places the organism in Eukaryota, Viridiplantae, Streptophyta, Magnoliopsida, Malpighiales, Salicaceae. The record is from RefSeq and is a predicted model, not a curated record. The coding region runs from base 443 to 1282 and encodes 279 amino acids.